CAACUUUCAAAUACUUGAAAUACCUUCUGGAAGUAUCCUCGGACAUUUCCCAGAUUAGUGCUAGAAGACGAGUGUUUGAUCGGUUGCUGUUUGUUUCAGAGAGGCAACAAACGGAAAAGUCAUCUUAAAAUUCAAUUAUGGAUUCCGAAAUGGCAAAGAAGAUUGAGGAAACGGUGCUGGAGGUGCUGAAGGAUUCAGAUAUGGAUUCUACGACGGAAUUCCAAGUUCGGAAAGCAGCUUCCGAGAAGCUCGGAAUGGAUUUAUCGGUGUCUGAACGGAAGAAGCUCGUUCGAAAUGUCGUCCAGACGUACCUUGAGGAACAACAGGCGAAAGCAGAGGCUGGUGAUAAGGCGGUCGAAGCAGAUGAACCAGAGGAAGAGGAGGAAGAAGAAGAAGAUAGCGAGGAUGAAAAGAAGAAGAGGAAGAAAGGCGAUAAGGAAUACGACGAAGAAGGAGAUCUUAUCUUCUGCAGACUGUCAGAUAAAAGAAGGGUGACUCUUACUGAAUUCAAAGGAAAACAUUUGGUGUCUAUAAGGGAGUACUACAAAAAAGAUGGCAAAGAGCUUCCUAGUUCUAAAGGUAUCAGUUUGACUGCUGAGCAGUGGUCAACUUUCAGCAAGAAUGUACCUGCAAUAGAGAAAGCCAUCAACAAAAUGGAGGCAAGAUAAAUAAAAUAACGAAGAUCAGGAAAUUGCAUGGAUCCUCCCCGUGGUUUAGGAUGUGUGGU
Lactuca virosa is the source of this 727-nucleotide messenger RNA. The record is from the annotation of a GenBank genome assembly. Lineage: Eukaryota; Viridiplantae; Streptophyta; Magnoliopsida; Asterales; Asteraceae.